UACCUGCUGUAGUAAAGCUCACCAAACACCGCGACAGUCACACGUCGUGUUUUACGGCUCGUGUUUCAUUUAAACGUUCGCUUGAGUCGCGCGACACUCGAGGUGACAUCAUCUUCAGAGCGUUAGCAUUAGCCUUAGCUCAGCCUAACAACAGCACCAGCAGCAGCAGCGGACGGACAGCAGCGGACGGACAGACUGACGCUCUAACAUGCGAGGAACAUGUUCAAGAAUGUGUUCGGUUCCGGGUUUUUGGUGAGAACAGCUCAUGUGAUUCUGACAUGGGUCGUCACUUUGAUUCUGUUCCUCUACGACACGGAGCUGAGGAAACAGGAGGAGACAGGUCAGCUGGUCCAGCCCGUCCUCUUCGUCUUGCUCGUGCUCGUCUCUGUCCUCCUCUACUUUGCCGUCUCUCUGAUGGACCCAGGCUUCAUCCUGUCUGAAGACCGCCACCUACAGCAGUUCACACUGGGAGUGACUGAGGAGCAGCAGGACAUGAUCCCGCCCACCACCAAACCCCUGCGACAGCGCCGCUGCGGUCACUGUCUGCUGCAGCAGCCAAUGAGAUCAAAGCACUGUCAGACUUGUCAGCACUGCGUGCGUCGCUACGACCAUCACUGCCCCUGGAUCGAGAACUGCGUCGGCGAGAGGAACCACCGCUGGUUCGUGCUCUACCUGGCCGUGCAGCUGCUGGUGCUGCUGUGGGGGCUGCACGUUUCCUGGACGGGUUUCAGCUACGCCCCCUCCUGGCAGCUGUGGCUCCGCACCAACGGCGUGCUGCUGGUGGUGGCGGCGCUGCUCGCGCUGCUGUCGCUUAUCGUGCUGCUCCUGGUCUGUUCGCACCUGUACCUGGUCUCGCUCAACACCACCACCUGGGAGUUCAUGUCCCGCCACCGCAUCUCCUACCUCAAGCACUGCGGCGCCGACGAGAACCCGUUUGACCGCGGCACCGUUCGCAACCUGUGGGGUUUCUUCUGCGUGUGGGGCACCGUGGUGUGGGAGCAGGUCUACUUCAGGGAGGGCAGCGACCAGGUGUGAAGUCACACGCACGGACUUGACAAACAAUGACUGGGUGCGUUUUUUUCCCCCCCUUUUCUCAGUGUUCCAGUUUUCCUUCCUCCCACCGGGGGGAGACACCAGCUCUGCAUUGCUUAGACACAAAUGUUCGCGGCACUUUACGAUACUAACAUGUGAGGCGUGUUACGUGUUCCUAAAAUCGUGGGGAGCGGCUGAAGAAGAGUCGCUCCGGACAUUUUUUUUCUUUGUUCCAAUUGUUGUAAAAAAGUCGCAGUUUUCUUGGGUCUGAUUUAAAAAAAAUCCCGAUAUAGGAUUCCAAGAUGGCUGCCACCCGCACCCCUACUUUUACCGUUAAUUGCACUUCUGUCGUAGACAAAGGAACUGUUCCAUUUUACUACUACUACACUGUUUGUGUGAGCAAAGUACCGUGAAGUGCGUUUUUAUAUCGACUCUUAUCGCUAUCAAUGGCUAACCUAAGAUACGUCUGCGUCCGCACGUUUUCCUCCUCCCUCAGAUUUCUCACCUGGAACGCAGACUAAACCCCUCUCGGUGUGACGUCCACUGUUAACUUGCGCUUUCUCCUGCCAGCAAACAAAUGAUUCAUAUUUGGUGAGUUGGGACCAACAGCUUGAAUCAAGUGACCUUUAAAGGUGAAGCGAUAGUCCACUUUCUCGUUUUACUCGCGUACAGCUACUGUCCUCCAUUUCAGAGACAUCUGGACAUCAGAAGAUUUGCCGCGCUUUAUUUUGCAACGUCAACAUAUCGUGCAAAUCCCUUGCUCCGUUCGUCGUACUAAAAACCUUUUUAAAUUCCUUAUCGACACCAAGUGGUACUGUGAAAUCAAAAAUGCAGUUUAUUUGUAAUAAAAUAAGCACUAAUUUAUUUCUUUUUGCCAUGAAACAACAAACAAACUGGUCAAAAUACGAUGAUUUCCGCGUGGUGCGUAAAUAAGUACCAGGAUCUUCCGACGUAGUUAAGGAAGCACCAAUAAAAGUUAGUUAGCGCGUUAACACAGGAUAUGAUGUUUGAAAUUAAGCUGAUUUUAACGUUGAUUCUUUGUUUUCUGAAUUCUCUAGUUUUGUAUCUCUCAAACUACUUUUGCCCGUCCUUGUAUCUGAUCAUGUCUAGAUGUCGCAGACUCCCGAUCCGUUUUCUAUUAGAUUAGACAUUUGUCCACAUCGUUCGUAUCUUUAAAAACAUUUGCCCCAAACUUCUAGAAACUGAGGCUGAAAGUUGUGUCGCAUGAACUCAGCUUAAUAUGAAGAUAUUAGAUUAAACCUCUAACCUGAUAAAUGCACUAAUAUUUACUCUUAAAUCGUUGUUUGUGGACGUUUCAUAUCUUCUCUUUUUUUCCCUCUUAACUAUUUGAAGUUGUUGAAUAUUACUCUUUCGUGGUUUUUAGCGUUGACAGAAGUGAAACAGGGUCCAAACAUCAGACGAUAAAGUCUGACCAGCUAUUUUAUUUGUUUUAAAAACUUAAAAGUUCCCUGCUCUUUACUCCAACCUUUCAUUGGACGGACAGCAUUUAAAGCUAUUUUAUACUGUAAAUACUUUUUAAGCUAUUUAGGGAAAAACGUCUUUAUAGAUUUUUUACGUGUGCGUGUUUGAAUAAAUGAAGUGAAGCUGGAGAGCGACGCGUCGUUUCUGUUCCCCGUCGUGCAAUAGAAACCUCGUCACAGCAAUAAAUGUGUUAAAUUAAAGUAAUUUCCCCUCUGGGUUUUAUGCAAUAAUAUCAUGCAAAUGUUUUUUGUUUUUUACUACAACGAUCAAUAAAUUCAUGUUUAAACAUCCA
Solea solea (common sole) is the source of this 2806-nucleotide messenger RNA. RefSeq names its product zinc finger DHHC-type palmitoyltransferase 12b (gene zdhhc12b). Bases 220 to 1035 code for a protein of 271 amino acids. Gene Ontology annotation, cellular component: endoplasmic reticulum; Golgi apparatus. NCBI's taxonomy places the organism in Eukaryota, Metazoa, Chordata, Actinopteri, Pleuronectiformes, Soleidae. Gene Ontology annotation, molecular function: protein-cysteine S-palmitoyltransferase activity. The transcript is spliced from 5 exons. Gene Ontology annotation, biological process: protein targeting to membrane; peptidyl-L-cysteine S-palmitoylation. The record is from RefSeq and is a predicted model, not a curated record.